AUGGUAAAUAAAUUGACUGCGUAUAAUUUAUUUGGAUUAUGGAAUAUCGAUCCCAAAGAGACAAUUUUCAAUGAAUUAACAGAACUAUUUCCACAAGAAAGUAAAUGGUUUUCUGAUGUAAAAUUGAAAUCUCAAUCUGAACAACAACGUAUAAUUGAUGAAGAAGAAUUUAACAUGGAAAUUGUAUCAAAUUAUGAGCAAGCUAUUAAAAUCUGA
Rotaria sp. Silwood2 is the source of this 216-nucleotide messenger RNA. NCBI's taxonomy places the organism in Eukaryota, Metazoa, Rotifera, Eurotatoria, Philodinida, Philodinidae. The record is from the annotation of a GenBank genome assembly.